Messenger RNA from Toxotes jaculatrix (banded archerfish), 1857 nucleotides. RefSeq lists its product as uncharacterized. The coding region runs from base 145 to 735 and encodes 196 amino acids. Lineage: Eukaryota; Metazoa; Chordata; Actinopteri; Toxotidae. The transcript has 6 exons. The record is from RefSeq and is a predicted model, not a curated record.
AUUUCAAAGCGCAGAGGGGCUCCAGAAGCUGUAGUGAUUUUUGUACAUUUUUUUUUUUUAAUUUUCUAAUAUAUUUUAUUUUUAUUAGCAAGUAGGAAAAAUAUAUUACUCUUUGAAUCUACCUCGCCUGCACCAUCAACUGAAAUGGAUGCAGACACAGAAGAGAGCAUUACAGAAACUUCAAAGACUUCCAAGGAUGAAUCUGAGAGACCUGUAACCGAAAACAAAUCCAGGGGUCGUGGGUUCAAAGGCCGUGGUCGAGGGGGUCGGAUGGGUCGUGGUGGCAUGCGCGGUGGGCGAGGCAUGAUGAAGGGGUUUGGUCCCCCAGGACAUGGGAGGGGUCGAGUGAAGGAUGGAGCCAUGAAUGGACUUGCACCCAUGAGGGGAAUGGGAAGGAUGCGACCCUACCCAGACCUUAGAGGUCAUCAAGGUAGGGGUGGACCAAUGGGUAUGGGCCCUCCACAUCCUCCUCCUCCCCCACCGCCUCCCAUGCACCUGAGAGGCCCCUUCCCACCCAUGCCCAGACAUGGACCCCCUCCACCUCCUCCUCCGGGUCAUCCUGGGUUCAGAGGGCGCCCACCUCACCCUCGAGGCCGUGGCAUGCCGCCUCCUGGACCACCACGCCAUUUCCACCUCCGCGGCCCAAGAGGGGGGGCACACAGUACAGUUAACCUCCCAGGCCCCAGGAACCCAGGUCCUCCCUCACACCUCUCCCCUCCUUCAGCAGCGGCGUGACACCUGAGGCCCGGCACUUCACUUGAAAAGGUGAGCCUCCUCUUGUGUCUUAAUCCCUAAACCCCUAAACCUUAUGCCUGGAGAUUCUCUCUUUCAGGGUGGAAGGUGAAACAGCAACAGAGUCGUACCAAACUAGGUGAGACACAGGUACAAUUGAAUGAUGGGUAAAUUACAUCUAGCUGCUUCAGUUUCAGGGUCCUGCUAUUGUACAAGCUGGCUCACUCGCAGAGCCAUUGUUUUGCUGCGUUACAGGGUUUCUACUUAUUAUUAAGAUUCCCAAGGUAUGCCUCUAUUUGAAUAGUAAAAGUAAUGAAAAAAAUAUUGCAUAGGCUAUAAGAUAAAUGGAUCUCAAACUUGAAGGUGCACAUGAACAGGCUUCAGGCAUAUUUGUGUAAAUGAGAAUCAUGAAAUGUAGGUCCACGUCAGAAAAAGUUCUGUGCAUCUUACUGAGCAAGGUUUUUCAAACUUGCAAUAACCAAACAAAGCAGAAUGGAAAUCUGGUUUAAAUAUGGUAAUUUCUCUCAACAAAGUUUUAAAUAUCUACAUAACCAUAGUUGGUACAUGGUACAGUAUUGAUGGCCAUUUUGGAAGAACAUUUUUAAAUAAAUAUAUGAGCCAACGCUUGUAUUCAGACAGGAUUCCUGCAGCCAUACCCCCCCACCCCCCAAUUAGGUCUAUGCAAAAAGGAGCAGGGGUGGAAAAUGACUAAUCAUGUGAUGUGUUGUAUAGCUGGAAAUGCUGACAUGCUGUCUCUCUGCAGCAAAAAAAAAGCUUCUUAUCACUACUUCCUUUGCAAACAUGAACUACCAUAUGAUUAAUGUCUGAGUGUCAUCUCUGUACGACAGCUUCUUUUAAUGCAGGAAUACAGAGGGAGAGGGGCCCCAACAGUCUUUAAAUAGAACCAUGGAGAUAACAAAGUGUUUAUGGUGAUAAAUACAGGGACUUUCGGGAAACAUUCAGGAAAUCUCCUUAAAAUGACAGGAAGGAUGAGCCAUCAGUUGCUCAGAAUAAGUGAGCUGUGUUGCUGUUACUGUUAAACAGAAACUAAAAGUUUAAUCCAGUUGAUUUUAUGUUUUGCCUUAUAAAUUCUUGUAUACGAAUUAUUCAAUAAAUGCAAAAAAA